This is a messenger RNA of Mercurialis annua (annual mercury), 456 nucleotides long. RefSeq lists its product as uncharacterized. The record is from RefSeq and is a predicted model, not a curated record. The transcript has 2 exons. Lineage: Eukaryota; Viridiplantae; Streptophyta; Magnoliopsida; Malpighiales; Euphorbiaceae. Bases 5 to 454 code for a protein of 149 amino acids.
UGGGAUGAGACAGAUUGUCUGUCUGGAUGGGUGCUGGUUGAAGGGUAAAUACGGGGGUCAACUUCUUUCUGCAACAGGGAUUGAUCCAAACGACUGUAUGUACCCCUUAGCAUAUGCCUGGGUUAAAACGGAGAACACGGAGACCUGGAUGUGGUUUAUUGGGCUACUAUCAGUUGAUCUGCACCUUACGAAUGCCGCUGUUUUCAUGUCCGAUAAACAAAAGGGUUUGUUGAAUGCUGUGAAGGAGUUGUUCCCAUAUUCAGAGCAUCGAUUUUGCUGGAGGCAUUUGUGGGCCAAUUUCAGGAGCACAUUUCACACGCAACACAUGAAGCCCUUCAUCUGGAACAUUGGAACAGCAACAUACAAAGCAGCCAUGGAUAGAGCAAUGAAAGCUCUGGAAGACAAACAUGACGCUGGCUACAAAUGGAUCAAAGAGAGGGACAGGAAACACUAGUG